CACAAGACAGGACCCUGACUAGAGCUACGGUUCUGUAGACCUCCCAGAACCACCUCAAGGACUGGCGCUCAAGCCCAUCUCAUACACAGGCUGCCCUGUUGUCUCCAAACUCAGGACCCUGAGGACCAUGAAGACCCCUCUCUGGGCCCUGUUGCUGUGUCUGUGUGUCCCGGGCCAAUGUAGUGACUGCCAGGGGGACUGCCUGACUUGCCUCCACAUCCUGCCCCAGGAGGUCAACUUCAACACCCUGGUCUGUCUGGUGGAGUGUGAGGGUAACCUCUCCCCUGCCUACACCUGGGACCUCUGCCACAAGGCCUCAUUGCCACCACAGUUGCCCUCCCUGUCCUUUGAAGGCACCUCCCUGCUGAAACGGGCCCAAGAGGAGGUGGAGGCAAUAGAGGAAGCGGGGUACCCAGCAACCUUGCCAAGGUUUGACCAUGUUGCCCGUGGUCUGGGCUUAGACGAGCUGGGCCGUGAAAGGUGGAUCUCCGCAGGAACUGCCGCUGAUGCCUACAACUCCCAGCAGCCUCUGGAAAUGGAGGAGAGGAAUGAGGAAGUAGGGGACAAGGAAAAGAGGGAUACAGAGACAGAGCUAGACAGAGCUGCGGGGAGAAGUCUGUCAAAGCGCUUCGGGGGGUUCCUGAAGGGAAGACACGGCUACAGGAAGUUGAUGGGACCCGGAAAGUCCUUGCAGAAGCGAUACGGUGGGUUCAUUGGUAUUCGUAAAUCUGCCCGCAAGUGGAACAACCAGAAACGGUUCAGUGAGUUCCUGAAGCAGUACUUAGGCAUGAGCACCAGAGCCAGCGAAUCUUACAACAGUGUCUCCGCUGACAUCACCCAACAGAACGAGGUGUAGCCGCAACCAUGGUAACCGUGUCCACGGCAAUGAAACACCUGCUGUAACAUAGCAAUCACUGACCCCGCCCCACAUAUUUAAGUGUUCCCACAAGGAGGAUCAAACUUCUGUUCUGACCACGUUCACUCACUCUGGAGCACCGUAACUUCAGUGUUGUAUAUUUCCUCAUUAAUAAUAACAACAACAUAUGAAUAAAGUCUAAGAAAAACAAAGACACUGUAUAUAGCUGAUAAAUUGUUUACCUGUGAAUCCCACUGGAUUGUUGUUGUGCACACUAGAAGCCUAUGGAUUUGUUUUGCUUUUCUACAUGUUGUCUGUGGUGACAUCAUCAUGGGUGUUAGUAUAAUGCGUUAACUGGGAAUGCUGUGAUGCUACAAUACAAGUGGAAUGUCACUAGACUUUCUAAACUGGUACAGUGCCAAAAAACACAUGUCGCCCUUUAACACACUACCCUCUAGUGGCUAAAUAAACUUCUGUGCCCCCAUUGAGGAAAAUAACCCCCAAAUUAGCUUUGUCUUCCUAAACUCAAAGGAAAAGGGAUUUAAGGUAUUUUUAAGACAAAAUGGUGCAGAAUCCAUGAUGGUGGACUUUAUGUGCCCUAGAGACAAAUUCUUUAGCUUUUUCAAAUUGUCCAGCAUAUCGCAUGUUAUAUCGCCACCAUGUGGCCAUUUGGUGAGGCAUUGCAUGGGGACGGCAUAGACCAAUGAAAUUUAGAAUUCUGUCUAUUUUCACUUUUCUACCCGUUACCUUUUCACCAGAAUUUGCACAUUCCCUUCAGAAGGAAACAGGAAGAUAAUAACACCGAAUAAA
Esox lucius (northern pike) is the source of this 1666-nucleotide messenger RNA. RefSeq names its product prepronociceptin a (gene pnoca). Gene Ontology annotation, cellular component: axon terminus; neuronal cell body; plasma membrane. Gene Ontology annotation, molecular function: opioid receptor binding. The record is from RefSeq and is a predicted model, not a curated record. Gene Ontology annotation, biological process: chemical synaptic transmission; neuropeptide signaling pathway; sensory perception. NCBI's taxonomy places the organism in Eukaryota, Metazoa, Chordata, Actinopteri, Esociformes, Esocidae. The transcript has 3 exons. Bases 128 to 856 code for a protein of 242 amino acids.